Cyclopterus lumpus (lumpfish) is the source of this 1718-nucleotide messenger RNA. RefSeq names its product high mobility group nucleosomal binding domain 3 (gene hmgn3). Lineage: Eukaryota; Metazoa; Chordata; Actinopteri; Perciformes; Cyclopteridae. The record is from RefSeq and is a predicted model, not a curated record. Gene Ontology annotation, biological process: chromatin organization. Gene Ontology annotation, cellular component: chromatin; nucleus. The transcript has 6 exons. Bases 536 to 808 code for a protein of 90 amino acids. Gene Ontology annotation, molecular function: nucleosomal DNA binding.
GCUCUGGUUCUUUACACCUACAAGACACAAUGGUCUCCAGACUCUCUGGAGCUCCUCUGUGGCCAACAUGGUGCCAUUGUGCCCCCCCGUUGUUCUGGUCCUUUGUGUGUUAUUUCCAGGAUUCUCUCUCUCUCUCUCUCUCUCAUCCUACAUUACCCAGAUCCACCUGGACUCGGACCCCCCCCCCUUGUCUGGUGGGGAUCUGCGCACAGAAGAAGAGCGCAGCAGCCAAUCACAGACGCCCUCUGAACACGCCGCGCGACCAAUCAACAACGAGCCUCUUAUUUACAUAGAGACGGGGACGAGCCAAUCGGGAGUCGGCACAGGAGAGGAUUUGGACUCCCGUGCCCAAUGGCUGUCGGAGGUCGGCCCGGAGAGUUCUUUUUGGGGGAGUGCAUAUAAUCAACAUAUUAUCGAAGGUGCCUAGAUAUUGAUCCCGUAUUCCGAGGUGUAGUUCAAAUUCUCCUCUCCUGGACCUUCGGGUUUGACCUCGUUUCGUCUCGUGCUCGUCGGAGAAUAAAUCAACGCGUAAAAGAUGCCGAAGAGGAAGUCUCCAGAGGGCCCCGAGGGCAAGGAGGCCUCCAAAGUCACAAAGCAAGAGCCCCCCAGAAGGUCGGAGAGAUUGUCAGCGAAACCUUCAGCCAAGCCUGAGACCAAGGCCAAGAAGGCCAUCGUCAAGAAGGUGGCAGACGAUAAGGCGCCGAAGGCAAAGAAAAGCGUCCCUAAGGGUAAGAAGGAUGACGGCCCCGCCCACAACGGAGAGACCAAGACCAAUGAGGAAACUGAGGAGGCGGAGGAGAAGGAGUAAAGACCCGGGGGGGGGGGGGGCGUCCACCUGACUCGUCCCCCCCCUCCACCCCCCACACCCCACCACACCCCCCUUCUGACACCGUGGCAGCAAAGCAUCUUUUUUUACUGACGAUUUUUGUACCAUGCCGAAUUUUUUUUAGACUUGUGAUAGUAGAGACGGACAACCAGCAGCCCCCCAUCCCAUACGCUCUCCUCCCCCCCCCCCCCCCCUCGCCCGCAGUAUGUUUUUACUUUCUUUUUUUUUUUGCUCUACCCUCCUCUUCCUCCCAUUCUCUCUCUCUCUCACUUCUGUAUCGCGAUACCUCUGGGGAAAAUGGAAAAAAAAAAGACGGGAAUGAAGUGUUUCUAUCGGGCGGGCUGCAGGUGUUCUUCAUCUUUCCUGAAGGGGGGGGGGGGGGGGGCGUAAAUACGACUGUUAUGAUCUCUAAACCAGCUCAUAUUUGUAGUCUCCGGAAAGGAUCAUUCCUAUCAUUGCACCCCCCCUCGCCCCCUCCCUCCCCCAGAUGGUUAUACGGUGAGGAUUCGUGGAUGCGGAUGCACCGUUUGGAUGCAGAGCCACAAUAAACCAGAUCCACAGUCGCCAUUGAGAACAUCUGCAGCUUUUAUUUUUAAAGAUCUUACUUUUUUUUUAAAUCACCGCCACUGUGUUUCACAUAGCUCCCUUUUUUUGUAUGUGUGUGUGUGUGUGUGUGCUGGAGUGAAUGUGUUUGUGGGUCCCAGUGUUUGUGUUUUUUUUUUUUUCUUAUUUUUUCUCCCCUCCUGACCCGGCCUUUGUCGGCAAUAAUGAGUGGCGCUUCUGUUCUAGGACCCCUUUAUUGGCUUUGGACCCUCUGGGGCUUCUCUUGAGUUUCAUCCUGUUGGGAGAAUAUUUUGAAAAAUAAAAUAAAAAGUUGAUGUCACGUGACGCA